AUGGAGUUUCUGACUGGCGAAAAUGUUCUUCUUAAUGUAUCACCCAUGAAGGGGAUGAUGAAAUUCAGUAAGAGAGGAAAGUUGAGUCCGCGAUAUAUUGGUCCCCUUGAAGUUCUCGAAUGUGUAGGACUUGUGGCGUAUAGAUUGGCUUUACCCCUUAAUUUAUCCAGUGUUCAUUCUGUAUUUCAUGUGUCUAUGUUGAAGAGAUACCACAGUGACAAUGACUAUGUCAUUAAGUGGGACUCAAUAGUGCUAGAUAAAGACCUCAUAUAUGAGGAGAAACUAAUUGCUAUUCUUGAUUAUGAUGUUCGUAAGUUGAGGACCAAAGAAAUUAAGUCCAUGAAGGUUUAA
Solanum pennellii is the source of this 351-nucleotide messenger RNA. RefSeq lists its product as uncharacterized. The coding region runs from base 1 to 351 and encodes 116 amino acids. The record is from RefSeq and is a predicted model, not a curated record. The transcript has a single exon. Lineage: Eukaryota; Viridiplantae; Streptophyta; Magnoliopsida; Solanales; Solanaceae.